Larimichthys crocea (large yellow croaker) is the source of this 1926-nucleotide messenger RNA. RefSeq names its product proton activated chloride channel 1 (gene pacc1). Lineage: Eukaryota; Metazoa; Chordata; Actinopteri; Sciaenidae. The transcript has 9 exons. The record is from RefSeq and is a predicted model, not a curated record. The coding region runs from base 225 to 1286 and encodes 353 amino acids.
GCAGUCGGUGUCAUGGGAUGGGCCUGUGUCGGCGUCAGCCCGCGGGUGUGCGGAGCUUCUCCCUUUGGACCGAAAACAGGAAUCUAAACACCGACCACGGGGAUUAUGUUUCCUCUACAAUGCAGCUGUUAUUCAUGAAAACUCGUUUUCACACUUCAGACUAAUAACACAGCGGCUGCUGUUGACGAGCAGAGGUAGUUUGUGUCAUUACAAGAAGUAAAGGAAUGCUCAGGAAGGAAAACUCUCGGUCAUACCAAGAGUUAAAUGAUGAUAAUGAUGAAGAUGGAGGUGACGCUCGGUCUGAAGGCUACUUUGACGAUGUCGCUGAGCAGGUGGAGCCGUACGGCAGCAUCUCAGAAGAGGACGACCUCAGAGGAAGCAGUCCGUCGAUGCGAUUCAGUAAAGCCUGUCUAAAGAACGUCUUCACCGUGGUGCUCAUCUUCAUCUACCUGCUGCUGACAGCCGUGGCCGUGUUCCUGGCCUACCAGACCAUCUCCGAGUUUUUGGAGAAACUUAACCACCCCGUAAUGUCUGUCACCUACAAAGAGGUCGACUCCUUCUCACCCCCAGGGAUCGCUCUGUACCCUGGAAAAGCUAAGCUGCUGAGCUGCAAACAUCACUACCACGACUACAUCCCACCGUUAGUGGACCCGGGCAAGCCUCAGAAGGGAGACUGUAAGACUAGAGAAGUGACUUACAUCGGACCGUUUACCAACGAAACAAAGAAGACCGCUCUGGUGGUCAGAGGUCCGUCUGAUGUCAGAAACAAGGAGCUGAUCUUCAUGCAGUUCAGUCAUAAUGAGACAGAAGAGGACUUCAGCGCCAUCACUUACAUGCUUUUUGCCAAGUUUAGUGACUUGACUGGCAGUGCAAAUGAAUCCGAGUUUAUGAGGGACUGUGAGAGGAAUUACUCCAUGUGGACCUUCUCUGGAGGAUUUAGAACCUGGGUCAAGAUGUCUUUAGUGAGGACGUCGGGGAAAAAGGACGAAGCUGUCGAGUUUCGGCAAGAGUCUGCCGUGGUUAAAUUCAAUGACAAAAGGCCAGAAUCAGAGAGAACCAAUCAGCUCUUCUUCGCUGUCUUUGAAUGGCGGGAUCCAUACAUGCAAGAAAUCCGACUGAUCGUGACUGCGAAUCCCUGGAGCUCCGUGGCCAUCCUCUGCGGGGUCUUCAUGGCUCUCUUCAAGGCUGCUAACUUUGCCAAACUCACCAUUCAGUGGAUCAUCAGGAUGCGCAAGAGGCAUCUGAGGAAUAAAGCUCGGGAAAUGAACCCAAUAACCGAUAACUGAACAAGACGGCACAAAUUAUCCAAGUGAAUAAUCUGACAUGAUUGGUGUUUUCAUUUUUUAAUCACUGCUAAAGAUGUUCACUCAGGAAUGUUUGUAACAUGACACACAGUGAAAAGCUCAAACCGAUGUUACUGCUAGUUCAUCAUUUCUUUUAAAAAAAUGGCCAGUUUGUCGAGAAUUUAGUGAAUUUUUUAAUUGUUGUUGCAUUUCAAAAGAAGACGUACAUCAUCAAUAUUUCAUAAACAUUCCUGGAAAUGCAGUUUUUGUACGCACAGAGAUGAAAAAUGUUGCUGAAACCAGAGACACCUGAAAUGUUUGAGAGCUUUAAAGAGAGAAAAUGUGAACUUUGGUCAAUAGGUUACUGCAUUUAUUUGGAUUCUGUUAUUCUAAAGGGAAUAUUGUAGCAUAUGUUUAUGUCCUAUUCAUGUCAAGAAGCAUCCAAAUAAAACUAGAGGGAUUACAAUGAGCUGCUUUUCUUCUAUCAGAGUGAUCUGCUGUUUAUUUGUGUGCUCUAAACUUUGUCUCAACACUGUUGUUUCAUUUGAUUUUAACAUAUCAGCGUGUGCAUUGUUGUUCAGAUGUACUUGAAUUCGUGUCUUAAUUGCAUUGUUGUUGUAUGCCACACGUUAUGUUUUUAGAA